AUGGGCUUUUAGUACAACACCGACGCGCCUUAACUCUGUUCUCAGCCAGGCUCUUUAUAAAGUCAACGCAUGGACAUUUAAGGCUCUGAGGAUUCGAGUUUAUUAAAACUUUGUAAGUUAUUAUGGAAUCAGAUCAAGAAAAAUUCAGACGGCGAAUGUCACAGCUUUUGGAGAAACAAGGGAAUGGAAACUGUGUCGACUGUGGAGCAGCAGACCCUGAAUGGGCGUCCUAUACUUUGGGAGUGUUUGUGUGUCACAGCUGCUCAGGUCUUCACAGAAACAUCGCCCAGAUUAGCAAGGUGAAGUCUAUCUUUCUGGAUCCCUGGAGUGUGGCAGAGUUGGAGUUUAUGGACUCUGUCGGCAACAAUGUUGCCAAAGCCAAAUACGAACAAGUUGUUCCAGAGUUCUAUUACCGUCCUACAUACAGAGACUGCAUGCUCCUGCGAGAACAGUGGAUUCGAGCCAAAUAUGAGAGAAAAGAGUUUUUGAGUGUUGACAGGCAAGAGGCUUACUCCGCAGGCUACAGGGAAGGGUUUCUGUGGAAACGAGGAAGAGACAAUGGGCAGUACCUCAGCCGAAAAUUUAUUCUGUGUGAACGGGAGGGUGUUCUGAAAUAUUUCAACAAGCAGGACGCCAGAGAGCCCAAAGCCAUAAUGAAGAUCAUCACUCUAAAUGCCGCUUUCCAGCCGACAAAGAUCGGCACGGCCAAUGGUCUGCAAAUAACCUAUCUGAAGGACAAUAGCACGAGAAAUAUCUUUGUUUACCACGAGGAUGGGAAGGUGAUGGUGGACUGGUUCAAUGCCAUCAGAGCAGUGAGGUUUAGAUACCUGCAGCUGGCUUUUCCUGGAACCCCCAAGUCUGACUUGGUAAAAAACCUAACGAGGAACUUUAUCAAGGAGGGUUACAUGGAGAAAACCGGUCCUAAGAAAACGGAGGGCUUCAAGAGGAGGUGGUUCACGUUUGAUGACAGGAGGCUCAUGUACUUCAAAGAUCCUCUGGACGCUUACGCACGGGGUGAGGUGUUCAUUGGCAGUAGAGAAAACGGCUACUCUGUGCUUCCUGGUCUCCCUCCUAACAUUCAAGGCUACUACUGGUCAUUUGGAAUAACGAUAGUGACACCAGACAGGAAGUUCCUUUUAACGUGUGAGAAUAAAGACCAGCAGAAGGACUGGAUGUCGGCUUUUCAGAUGGUCAUUGAACGGCCCAUGCUGCCACAGGAGUUCGCCGUGGAGGCUUGUUUCAAACACAAACCAUUUUGAUGAUGAGGAAAUAUCAGGGGAAAGAGGAGGAAGACGAGGAGCUGCGAGAUGAAGAGGAUGCUCUUGAUGUCACAUCUCAGUGCUAUUAAAAUGAUAAAAUGUCACAGAAGGUCAAUAAACAGGACUUUAAACUCAA
Messenger RNA from Cynoglossus semilaevis (tongue sole), 1395 nucleotides. Its product is annotated as arf-GAP with dual PH domain-containing protein 1-like. The record is from RefSeq and is a predicted model, not a curated record. Gene Ontology annotation, biological process: positive regulation of GTPase activity. NCBI's taxonomy places the organism in Eukaryota, Metazoa, Chordata, Actinopteri, Pleuronectiformes, Cynoglossidae. Gene Ontology annotation, cellular component: plasma membrane; intracellular membrane-bounded organelle; cytoplasm. The transcript has 11 exons. Gene Ontology annotation, molecular function: phosphatidylinositol bisphosphate binding; phosphatidylinositol-3,4,5-trisphosphate binding; GTPase activator activity. The coding region runs from base 123 to 1259 and encodes 378 amino acids.